Haemorhous mexicanus (house finch) is the source of this 1979-nucleotide messenger RNA. It is a transcript of the gene BOK, whose product is annotated as BCL2 family apoptosis regulator BOK. The record is from RefSeq and is a predicted model, not a curated record. Lineage: Eukaryota; Metazoa; Chordata; Aves; Passeriformes; Fringillidae. Gene Ontology annotation, cellular component: mitochondrial outer membrane. Gene Ontology annotation, biological process: intrinsic apoptotic signaling pathway in response to DNA damage; extrinsic apoptotic signaling pathway in absence of ligand; regulation of apoptotic process. Gene Ontology annotation, molecular function: protein homodimerization activity; protein heterodimerization activity. The transcript has 5 exons. The coding region runs from base 397 to 1038 and encodes 213 amino acids.
UCUUCCUUACAAGGCUAAAGCCAGAAGCUUUCCCCUGCGCCUGGGUCCCUUAAAAGCAGGAGAGCAGCCCCAAGGAUCCCGGUGGAGCUCAGCCAGGAUGUGCGGCUGACAGAGCCCGGUGGAAAGCACAGCAGAGAAGGGUGACAGUCACCUGUGAAUCCUAAACCAGGUGUCCAGUGAUGCAGAUCUUCUAAAGAAACAUGAAACCAAGCCCAAAAAGAAAUCACUGAGGGGGGAAAAAGUGCAACAUGAGAGCUAAAACGAAGAAGUGGCCUGUGGAGAAGAGCUGCUGGGAGCUCUGACAGACCUUGAGGACAUCUCCUGCAGAUUCUCCUGGCAGGCUGUGGCUCAGCCUCGCAGUCGGUGCGUGCAGAGCUGGGGGUUCAGCAGCCCAGCAUGGAGGUGCUGCGGCGUUCCUCAGUCUUUGCUGCUGAGGUGAUGGAGGUUUUUGACAGGUCUCCCACUGACAAAGAGCUUGUGUCCCAAGCCAAGGCUCUCUGCAGAGACUACAUAAACUCAAGGCUGGUCCAGGCUGGUGUCAGCUGGAGCAAACCCGAGUACAACGCCCCAGUGCCUGGGGGGAAGCUGGCCGAGGUCUCCACCAUACUGCUACGACUUGGGGAUGAGCUGGAGUACAUCCGUCCCAACGUGUACCGGAACGUGGCGCGGCAGCUGAACAUCUCGCUGCACUCCGAGUCCGUGGUGUCCGACGCCUUCCUGGCUGUGGCCACGCAGAUCUUCACUGCAGGCAUCACGUGGGGCAAGGUGGUGUCCCUGUACGCCGUGGCAGCGGGGCUGGCCGUGGACUGCGUGCGGCACGCGCAGCCAGCCAUGGUUCACACCAUCGUGGACUGCCUGGGCGAGUUCGUCCGCAAGACCUUGGUGACCUGGCUGAAGAGGAGAGGAGGCUGGGCAGACAUCACCAAGUGUGUGGUGAACACUGACCCCAGCCUUCGCUCCCACUGGCUCGUGGCUGCUCUUUGCAGUUUUGGUCACUUCCUCAAGGCCAUCUUCUUCGUCCUGCUGCCUGAGAGAUGAGUCUGAGUUGCCAAGCACAACCCCCUUGCCCCAUCUUCUCUCCCACUCCAGAAGCAACAAGAGGUAACUGGAGAAGUAAUUCCAGACUGGUAAUGGCAAUCUCUGAAGAGGAGGAAGAGAAGAGCUGGGACAAAAAAAAGGCUUGUUCUCCAUUCCCAUCCAGUGGGAGCAGAUGAUCAACCACAGUCUCCUGUUUGCAGCCACAGGAGCCUCUCUCACCAUGGAUCCUCCCAAGACUCUUGUUUCCCUGGGUAUCCUGCAUGCGUGGCCCAGGUGUAGCUGGGACUGUCAGAUGGCUGCUCCUCAUGUUGCAUGCUUCUGCUAGCCCCAGGCAGAGGGGAGGAGGAUGGGAAUAUUCUUUCAAAUGGGAUAAGAAAAGAGGAGAGGGGGAGAGUCCUUCCUCCACUCCAUGUGGUUUCCCUUUCAGACUUGCCUUGUGUUGAUUCUUGUUGUUUUAGUUGUGCUUAAACUCCAUCUCCUCCUUUAUCCCUGAUUCACUUCACCCACAGCAUGGUGGGUUUUUAAUGAGAUAAAACCAAGUAAUCUGUCAAGAGAUGCUUGUCCCUGCCAUGUCUUGGGGGUGAGGGGCAGGAUGGCAGAGCAAUGUGUGUUUUGCUGACCCCUCUUAGUGCCCUCACCCCAGUCAAACAGCAGAGCAAGGGGCAAUGGCUCCAAGCAGCAGCUCAGGAUGGAACUUCAUCAUGGAGAAAAAUGCUUUUUCCACUGAGAUUCUGUCAGACCUGAGCAUGUAAGGAGGAAAGGCUGGGGGGUGUGGGCAGAAAUAGGGAAGCAGCAAGUGAGCUGGCUGGCAUUGUGAAAGCAGUGAGCUGUGCUGAAAGUCGCUGAUGUAUGUUUCUCCUUUAAUCUCUUUCAAGUACAACUCAGUAGUCUUCUUUGUGGCAAACAAUAAAAGAAAAUAAGUGGUAUUUCACUGCUGCAAA